Molecule: messenger RNA, 17708 nt
Organism: Rattus norvegicus (Norway rat)
Lineage: Eukaryota; Metazoa; Chordata; Mammalia; Rodentia; Muridae
Source: RefSeq, a predicted model, not a curated record
CUGUUCCUUUAAAAUUUUGGUUAUUGGGGUAGGGGGCAAACUACCAUGCACAUCAGGGUGUUCUCAGGGAGGCCAGAGAACUUCUUGAGUCAUUUUUCUCUUUCAACCACAGAUUGCAGUAAUGGAAUGCAGACCACCAGACCCCUGUGGCAAGCCCUUUUACUGACAGCAACCAACCUGCAAUCUUUAUUUUCCAUGAGGUUUUUUUUUUUCUUUUUUCUUUUUUUCGGAGCUGGGGACCGAACCCAGGGCCUUGCACUUGCCAGGCAAGCGCUCUACCACUGAGCUAAAUCCCCAACCCCCAUGAGUUUUUAAGUUAGCACAUAAAGUAACAGUGUCGAGAUGCCAUGUUCUUAGGUCAGUUUACUUCAUUUUCUUCAUUCUGUUCUCUACUGCCCUUCUCCCUCCUUCUCCCUCUAGCUGUCCGUUUGCUUUUACCCUUUACCUUAUGCUUCUUAAAACUGAAAAUUUUCUUUUUGAUUGAAGAGUUAAGUUUUACCAAGCGUUUCAGUUUAUGCUUGUGGUGCAUAUGGUAAAGUUAAUUGUAAGCAGUUUCAGGGAGAGAAAGAGUGCGGUGCGGUGCGGUGCGCCCUGAGUGAGGGGAAUCUGGGCAACGGGGUUGGAAACGUCCUACAGCAUCCUCACCAGCAGCAGCCAGCAGGGUGUACCCGCCCUGUGAAGGCGGAGACCUCUGAGCUGCAGCCUAGCGCCCAGAGUACGGCUCUCUCCAACUCUCGGGCGAACUUGACUGCAGGCAAAACAGCAGGGGAGCUUGGCCAGGUGGGACCCUGCUUCCCAGCCCCAGAACUUUCUUCCCUUGAGCAGACAUGAGCUACCAGCAGCCACAGCUGAGGGGUCCUCUGCAGAGAGAGACAGACCCGAGUGACAGAGAGAGCCUGGUCUCCGGACAUGAACACGGAGGGAAAUCGAGUCAGUCUGCAGCUGUUUUCAAUGUAGUCAAUUCUGUUAUAGGAUCUGGGAUAAUAGGAUUGCCCUAUUCAAUGAAGCAAGCCGGAUUUCCCUUGGGAAUACUGCUUUUAUUCUGGGUCUCAUACAUCACAGACUUUUCCCUAGUUUUAUUGAUAAAAGGCGGAGCCCUCUCUGGAACAGACUCCUACCAGUCUUUGGUUAACAAGACCUUUGGCUUUCCAGGGUACUUGCUGCUCUCUACCCUACAGUUUAUGUACCCUUUUAUAGCUAUGAUAAGUUACAACAUAAUAACUGGAGAUACUUUGAGCAAAGUUUUUCAAAGACUCCCGGGAGUUGAUCCUGGAAGUUGGUUUAUUAGUCGACAUUUCAUUAUUGUGGUUUCAACGGUUACAUGUACUCUGCCUUUGUCGCUGUACCGUGAUAUAGCAAAGCUUGGAAAGAUCUCCUUCAUCUCUACGAUUUUAACAGCUGUGAUUCUUGGAGUGGUAGUGACAAGAACCAUUUCCUUGGGGCCAAACAUACCAAAGACAGACAAUGCUUGGGUGUUUGCAAGGCCCAAUGCCAUCCAGGCUAUUGGGGUGAUGUCUUUUGGAGACUUGUUUGAAAAUUACUGCAGAAGUGAUGACCUGGUGACCUUUGGGAGGUUUUGUUACGGCAUCACUGUUAUUUUGACUUACCCAAUUGAAUGCUUUGUGACCAGAGAGGUUAUUACCAAUGUGUUUUUUGGUGGGGCCCUUUCAUCGGUAUUCCACGUCACCUUAACAGCGGCUAUUGUUACUGCAGCCACACUGAUAUCGUUGCUGAUUGAUUGCCUUGGGAUAGUUUUGGAACUCAAUGGUGUGCUCUGCGCGGCUCCUUUGAUUUUUAUCAUCCCCUCAGCAUGCUAUCUGAAAUUAUCAGAAGAACCAAGAACGCACUCAGAUAAGUUAAUGGCCUGUGUCAUGUUUCCCGUCGGUGCUGUGGUGAUGGUGGCAGGGUUCGUCAUGGCUAUCACAAAUCCUCAGGACUGCACCCACGGGCAGGAAAUGUUCUACUGUUUUCCUGACAACAUCUCCCUCACAAACAUCUCCCAUUCUCCUCGUCAACUGACAGCACAGCUUUCCCUUCCGAACCUCAGCAUCUUUCAGUGAGCUGGCUGCUUUAAAAAGCAUGCACGUAUGCUUGUCUCUUUGUCACAAAAUGACCAGUGAUGCGUGUCAAGACUUGCUUGUCCUUACUCUUUAUGGUAAUAUAAAAAUAUAAAAAAUUGAAUAUAUAUUUGAUCUUAAACUAGGACAGACAUCUUUUUAAUUAAGAUUAAUUAAUUAAUUAAGAAGGACCAGUGAAGGCAUAAGUACCUGCUUUCAGCCCCACAACUAUUAAUAUUAUCUUGUAUGGGAGCCACUGUUUUGUGCUCCCAAAUAAGUGAGUAAGUAUGGGUUAGAACUAGGGUGUGGGCUUCUUCAGGAAAAACAAAAGGCUUAAGUGUUUAUAGAAUCGAAGGGAGAGGGGAACACAAGCCUUCUAAAGGAUAGCUACCCCAGGAGCAAAGAGAAGGUCUCUAUUUUAACUUAGGGAGCAUCCCUUGUGGAGGGGGAAGUGGAUGUCUGGAUGAAAAGGCAACACCAUCCCUGAUUAGGAAGCACACAUAGAAAGCUGGAUGGGCAGAGAAAGCUCUGUGUGGGAUAACAAAAUUAUCUGUAGGCUUUUGCAGUUGUGGGAAUUUGAUGAACGAGCUAUUUUAAAACAGAAACACACAUCCUUUUUCUGAGGCAUUAGCCUAACACAUCAGUUACAUUUCUGAUCCGGACUGGCUGAGACCAUACAGCACGGCAGGAGCUGAACCUAGAGACUAAAAGCUUACCCUGAAUCUGGCAUUCCCAAUGGAACAGACAUUCUCCCUGUCCCGGGCCCUCUGGGAACAGUUGGGAGUCUUGUAGACGAGGGCGGCUUGCUUGCUUGCUUUGUUUAGGGAAUGUUUGCUUGGAUUGGUUUGGUUUUUCAGACAGUUUCUUACUGUGCAAUCCUGACUGGUCUGGAACUAUGUAGACCAGGCUAGCUUUGAACUCAUGGUGAUCUGCCUGUGGAUUCCUCCUGAGAGUGCUGGGGUUAAAGGCAUGAGAACAUCAUGGGGGAAUGACUGGGUAGCGGGUGCUAACCUGGAGGUGUCAUACAGGGUAUUGACUGGGAAUUCUAAGUAGCAGCAGAGAGGGAAGGAAUCAGAACUGAAGAUGAGAAGCAGAACUCUUAAUAUGGAGGGUGGCCCUGCUAAGCCACAGAGCUGGCCCCAUUCUGAGUACUUAGUGAAUGUUCCAGCUGCUGCCUCCCUCUUGAGUGCCUGACAGUUGUUUGCAGUCAAGCAAACAGUAAAGAGGUAAGAGUCAGAGGCUGGGCAUUUAUAACAUUUACUGUUAGAUAUACCUGGGAGGAACAGCUAUGCCUACUACAGGCAACCUCCGAUUUGAGUAAGGAUUUCAUGUCUUCAAAUCUUUUAAAAUCUGUAACAGGAUCAACUCAAUAGUUUCCUUAUAUCAAGUACCACCAAGAUGGUAAUUACCUUUUUAUCUGUGCUUCAGUCAGUUUGGGCCAUCCUGAUGCUAAUUAUGAGACAAUAUCAAAAGCAGAGCGAAUGCAGGCAUAUUUUUAAAAAGAUAACACACAAACCAGGUAUCCCCCAGGAUCUACAUGAUACGGUUUCGCAGUAAUUUUAAUCAAGUGGUGAGCAUUAAGUCAUCCAACAGCACAGUAGGCCUAGCAAUGGUUCUCAACCCUUUCAGUGCUCUGACUCCUAACACAGCUCCUCAUGUCAUGGUAACCCUCAACCAUAAAAUUGUCUUCAUUGCUUCUUCAUAAUUGUACUUUUGCUACUCUUACUAAUUGUAAUAUAAUAUCCUGAUAUGCAGGGUAUCAGAUAUACGACUUUUGUGGAAAACCCUUUCACAAGGGUAUUUACCCCACAAAAGGAUCGAGACCCAUAGGCUCAGAUUCCCAACACCUAGAUCAGGCUUCUAAUACCUUUCUGUAACUACAGUUCCAGGAGAUCUAAAACCUCUGGCCUCCUUGAACAUCUAUGCUGAUAUGCACAUAUCAAAACAUAUACAUAAGAAUCCAAAUACAUCUUAAGUAAAGAAAGAUCCAAAGAAUCCCCAGGGACAGACACUAAUAGGCCCAGGGGCUGGUGGUGGGUUUUGUUUCAGUAAAGCAUCACCAUGUCACUGAGGUAACACAAGCUCUGUUGACUACAUGGUUUCCCGAUAUUUAAUUUAUAAAUUUUUUACCGUCUCACCAAGGGUCAUAUGUCUAAGCCAUUAUGCCCUUUUAAGAAUAAGUACAUGCUUUUAGAAUAGUGCAUAUUGAAACGGUUGUGAGAAUACUUUCAUCCCAUGCUAAUGAAAUGUCAGAAAUGUUUGCAGCACACAGAAACACUGGUCCACUGCACACUUAUUAGAAAAUGUCAUCAGAGGUGGAGAAGAGACCCAAGAGUGAGCAGAGGGCAUCAAGGACAAUGCAAUUUAAUACUUAGCAAUCUAUCGUCUUGUACUUUGGUCAUUGCUUCAGACAUGUUAAUCUUGAAUCUGCAGCCAGAUGAGAAAUCCCCUGGUAGGAACCAAAUGCAUCUUUAAUAUCCAAUAGAUAUGUGUUUGUUUGUUAUUAAACAAAUGGAAAACAAAACCACCUUUGACCCAGUUGGCAGGAACAUUAUUGCCAACAUCUUUCACAUUGUGAUAGGAUGAUGUUUCGGGACUCAAUGUUGUUCUGCAGAAAGGCAGAGCGACAGCAUGGCCAAAUAAAGCCUAACUUUCCAUCUCCACGAGUCCUGCCUUCGCUUAGUAAGAAAUCUCCACCAAAGUUCAUUCCUUCCAUAAUGCUCACAAAGCAACUUGCAGGCUGUCAUUUAAUUCAUGAAGCUGUCACACCUUUAAACUUCCAAAGUGUUUCCUGAAGGUUAGAGAGGUGUUGAUGAGACUGGAGUUUGGACACUCUAAAGCACAUUUCCACAAAGUGUGUGUGUGUGUGUGUGUGUGUGUGUGUGUGUGUGUGUGUGUGUGUGUGAGAGAGAGAGAGAGAGAGAGAGAGAGAGAGAGAAAAUCUGUGUCAUGUAGGAACUGUAUUCUUAUCCCAUUUCCUUAGAAUCUUUCUUUUCAGUUCUGCCUGGAGUUAUAUUCAGAACUCAGGGCAGGUACCCUUCCUCCAUUCUAGACCAUUUCUAGUGGCAGCUACGUGGGUGACAGCAGUACAGGUGACAAGCAGUGCAGGUGACAGCCACCCAGGUGACAAGCAGCAUUCCUCACCUCUUUUUUUUCCUAUGAGGAGUCUAAUUCUAGGUGAUCCAAGAAAUUUCCAACUAUUUCUCUGCUAAGGGCAUGUGUAUAUUCACUUAAGGUCAAGUAUCUUGACAGGCACAAACUCCAGGUUUAUGUGCUGAAGCCUGUGGAGGGAAUAACCCAUGGACCAGGUGUGGUGGCAUGUGCCUCUAAUCCCAGCACUCAGAAGACUUGGAAUUAACUGCAACAAGUAGAUAGCCUCCAUAUAUACAUAUUUAUACAUACAUAUCAGUAUACACACAUACAUGUAUGUAUACCUAUAUGUAUAUAUGUGUGUGCAUAUACAUAUAAAUUUAUACACACACACACACACACACACACACACACACACACACACAUUUAAUCCUAGCUACUCAGGAAUUAAGAGAAAGAGAAUUACAAAUUCAAAACCAGCCUAGGCCAAAGAGUAAAACCUAGCCAAUUUAGGCACUUUAGACCCUGUCUCAAAAGAAAGAAUAAAAAGAAGGCUUAAGACUGUAGUUCCGCUAUAGCCAAGCAUGUAUGAAACCUAAAGUUCAAUACCCAGAAUAGAAGAAACAAAGUGUGGUGGUUUGAAUAUUCUUGGCCCAUGGGAAGUGGCAUUAUUAGGAGGUGUGGCAAUGUUGGAGGAAGUGCGUCACUGUAAGGGUGGGCUUUGAGAGCUUCCUAUUAGCUGCCAGAGUAUGCCAGUCUCUCUGAUGGCUACAUUUGGAUCAAGAUGCAAAACAGUCAGCUCCGACUGCAGCACCAUGUCUGCCUGAAUGCUGACCUGCUUCCUGCUAUGAUGUUAAUGGACUGAACCUCUGAAUCUGUAAGCCCAAUUAAAUGCUGUCCCUUAUACAAGUCGCCUCGGUCACGGUGCCUCUUCACAGCUGUGGAACCCUAACUAAGACACAAAGAAUUCUUAUACUCUAGAGAGUGCAUGCAGAAUUUAGAAUUUAGCAGAAUAACAGACCAAACAUACAGAAUGGAGCAGAGACGCCAUGGGCAGGAAAACACAUUGACUAGAAUAGAGUUCGAGUUGCCCAUGAAAGCAAUGGCUUUCAAACUUCAGCAUCUGCCAGAAUCACAUGGAAGACUCAUUCAACAGACAGUGCAGCCUCUCCCCCAAGUUUUACUUCUCUGUAGUGGAGUCUGAAAAUUCACAAUUUUGAAGUGCGGCCCAGUGAUGUUAGGCACUGUUGGUAAAGGACCACAUUUUUCUAAGCUUAGUGUUUGGGCAAAGAAAGUGCUAGAUGAAGACAUCUGCUUACAGGCUGAGAGUGCCAAAGAGAGGCCUGUGUUUAGGAGUUUGGACACAGUGCCAGGAAGAUGUAGGGGAAGGCAAGGAAUUAAGAACAAAGGGGCAAGACAGACUAUAACCUAGUCAACAGAGCUGGGUCUUAGCGGGCCAGCAUCAGAGAAGUCUGAGCUUUAUAGCCCUCACUGGGAGACAGAAGAAAACACAGGAGUUCCUCAAAAGUAUAGAGUUUUCCAAGGACUUACGUUUUCAACAGAAUGGUCCACCUCAAAUAUUACAUGAGCUAUGUAAGUAAAGUACACGGAGUUGGGAACACUGUUCUUGGUGAAAUCAUGCAGAUAAAGAAUCCAUGCUGCUCUCACUUUUAACUAUUUUUCUACGAAUGCUAGUUCACCUACAGAGAAGAUUACCAAUAGGUAUUUUCCUUGUAUUAUUAUUCAAUUAUAGCAAUGUCUAAGUGUGCCAUUAAGGCAAAACUAGACUCACCAACCAGCAAUGGGUUCAGUCUGCCCUUCAUUCUCAACUGUAGCCUGAUUCCAAUCUUUACAAAGUUAUAUCCGGACACAAGCCAGUCCCCAAAUCUGAGCAUUUUGCCUUCACACUCUUUGUUUCUCUAAAAAUUAAUUUGUGUCUCACCUAAAGAUCCACCUCAUUACAUCUGUAUUUUGACAGCAUUGUUUGCUUGCUCAAAGUCUUUCCUCAGAUGAAGUACAAAUUCCAGUGGAGCUGUUCAGAAUGUAUACCGAGUGGCUACAAUGUUCACGUGCAGCCACAUGGGCCAUGACUAGAAGAGAACGAUCCCAUUAUCCUAACAUCAGUAGCCAUCUCUCUGCACUGAAACUGUCCUGAGAACAUCUCAGACUUGCUUCUGAAAUCUUACACUUUUCCCAUCUGAGGUGCCCACCCCCCCCCCACCAAAAUUCCAUCAGACCCACCAGACCCCUCCAAAUGCCAUCCCCCACAGCCCUAACUGGCUCCUUCCUCCUUUGUAAUUCUGUAAUUCUUGUCAUUAUCCUAAUAGAAAGGAACCUUGUCUAACCAAUAAGGCUAAAAAAAAAAAAAAAGAAAAGAAAAUCACUGGAAACAGAAUGUGCUAUAAAGCCUCUUGUUCUCUGUAACCUAACUGUGCCUUAGAAUAUAGAAAAUGGUUAUUUGGUAUGGGUUUUACAGUAUGGAAGACAAAUUGGUUAAAAAUAUCAAUAAAAGUAAAAAUAUUUUUAUUGAAUUCUGCGACUGUAAUUAUUGUCCUUCAAUAAAUUUUAUGUAAAAUAGGCAUUUAUCCAAAAACCUGGUUGAAAUAAUUACAGUCAUUCCUUAUUUUGCCUUAUGACAUAUGACUGUCAGACAACUUACCUGCAAUGGUCUUCAAAUGACUCAAGCACAUACAUACUAAACCGUGCUGAUCUUUUCAGCUGUUUCAAUUGCUAAGUGAAUAUUUCAUGCAGCUUUCUUAACUAUUAGCUCCUUAAGAACAAAGUCAUAUUGUAUUUUUUUGGGGGGGCCAGUGUGUGCUUAUAUGUCUUCUUCCGUACAUUCACUCAAUAAACAUUUACUGGCUGUCUCUUACCUGUAUAAUUUAGCUCAUAUUAAAAUUUAGGUCCCACCAAAACACCUUGUGCUAGUCUCCUUACUCAACUCUCAAGAAACAGAAUCUCUCGAAUACUUAAAUCAAUCUGAUUAUGGCAUAGAUACAGUGAAUGCUAGCGGAGCCUCAGCAGACCGCUCUAGAGUUUGAUGUGACACCAAGAAAAGACACUUAGAAACAAAGGACAACACAUUAAGAAAACCUUUUCAAGCAAUAUCUGUUGGUAAGUUAAAAUUUGAAGGACAUUGGAAAUUGUUUAUUUCUAAGUCUAUGCAUUUAUCAUCCUUUAAACUUGUUUUCCCCCAAGGAUAAGCAGGCUAAUUACAGAAGAAAUUCAGCCCAGGCUUCUUAACUCCUAUCAUAUAACCCCAAUGCUGAACUGGUUAGGUCCUGGGAAAGAAAACAGUAGAGCCUCCUCUAAGGGGAAAAAAAGUAAAAUAACUAUGGUUUGUAGAAGUUAGUCCCUGGCUCUUCCUCCCAGCCCCUUGCUCCCAGAAAUAAGAUUCAGACUCAACAUAUAUUUACAAACACCUUGGCCGUAUAGUCAGGCUCUUCUCUGACUAGAUGUACCUUAAAAUAGCCCAUUCAUUCUAGCCUGCAUUCUGCCACGUGUCUGGUUAACGUCCUCAGGUACCACUCAUUCAGCUCAUUACAUCUUCCUGGCCAAUCUCCUGCCUCCUUCUCUCCAGAAUUCUUUCUCUUUCCAUGUCCCCUCUUCUGUUUCCUGCCUAAGCCUCAGGCCAGAGGCUUUUGAGUUGACAGGUUAUGCAACCACACAAUGCACAAGACGUUCUCUCUACAGUGGUUCUCUCUAUAAACAGCAGUGUGGACUGCAAGCUGAGUUCUAUGUCCUUGGGUUUGAUGCUCUCUGCUGCCUCAGAAGAAUGCAAAGUGAGUUCGGUGCCAUCCCAUUCAUUUUUGUUUUCCUUACCUUUUGUUUAGUUUUGAGGCAGGGACUUAUUUAGACCAAACUGGCUUUAAACCUGCUAUGCAGCUGAAGAUGACCUGGAACCUUUCUGGUCUUUCUGCCUCUAGCACUUGAGUGAGGAUGGCAUUAUAGGUAUUCACCACUGUCCUGGGGACACUAUUCCAGAAACAUAGAUAAACAUAUAUGUCCCUUUCUAUAAAAUCAGAAUCUAUUAAAUAACAAUACAUUUGUAAGUCUUAACAGUUUCAAUGACACUGAUUUGCCAUAGAAUACCCAGCUUUGCCAAGGAGAAUGCAAGCUCUUUUAUUCCAAGCUUAACUACUAAGGACUCUCAUAUCACACCAUAAAUAUAGUUAUAUGUCUAUAUGCAUUUAUACGGUUUAUGAGAUGAAUCCAAGCUUUAGCAGGAUUCACGGGGUUUCAGAAGUGAGAAAGAGGCUAUAAUGAGAUAACAGACAAGCCAGUGUCACAAGGGAGCUUCCGUAAGACCUACUGGAGUCAGCUUUAAGAAGAAAACUUCAGGGUUCAGCUUCAGCGUUAAACGCAGGAGGUAGAUCAGUGGCGGGAAAAUGUAGACUAGGUCCAGGUCUGGAUGAGGACAGACAAACAGUAAACCUGUGGGCAGUUAGGCAGACAAGUAGGCUACUGUAAUAAACGGGGACAGAGCUAAGACAAAGCCCAGGAACAGCUGGGGAGUCCUGAGUACUUGACAUAUACCAGGUAGCAGAUGUUAGGUUGGUAUAAAGCCAUAUUAUCAUGGAGUAAGUGUCUGCCAUUUUAUGAGGUCUACCCCUUUCUUAUUUUCAUAUGUCUGAUGAGUUUUUGAGCCUGGUUUCCCAGAUAUGAUUUCAAUAUACCCAUGUCCUCCAAGACUCCCAUUCUACUUACAGGGUAGCUCCCUUCUAUUUCCAUGAAUAAGUCAUUUAUCAGUCUAUGUUGGGUGGGUGGGUGGUGAGUCAUCCCUCUUCCUCAAAAUGGGGUCAUAAUUACUUGUAAAUGGAGUUUUCUAGGGCAAGGCAGAGCCUGAAAACCCACCAUUUUAUACAACAUGGAGUAAAUUAAACGGGGGCAUAGCAUUUCAACAGUCAUUAUGCCAAAGUUUUUAGUUUAGUCUUUGCUUCAAGCUUUAAAAAUAGACAUGAGAAGUAGAGUAGCUUUAAACAUUGAGAGAAAUUGGGAGAUGAAACCCCAAGGUUUGUUGGAGGGACUGUUUGAGUGCAGAAACACAGUAGGAGAUGUUCAGAGGCAAUAUGACCUUUCCAAGUACACUUUAAAAAGAAGCCAUUAAAAUGUUACAUUCAUGUAGAACGUUUCCUAGGAAUAAAUAAUUUGCUGGGUGUUGCAGUAAUUAUUUAAAAAAGCAGAACCUUUUAUCCCGUGCUAGGCCGACACCCUUAGGGCCACAUGGCACUGUGGGGUACUUUUAUCUUAGCGACUCCAUGCUGCCCCCAGACCCAGGCGGUCAGUGAACCCUUACAGCAUGGCACCAUGCCACACUGGUCCUUUGAGUUAGUUCCGGCACUGGAGGGCCAUAUGGAACUAACCAUAAUUUAUCUCUGGUUAGUAUCUCUUCCGGCAGCCCUCUACUAGCUGUGAGCCCUCUGGUUCCAGCUACCCGGUAAAAUCAGGGCUCUAGAAGUCCAGCAUGAGGCUGGCCUAUCACAGCUCCCUGUCACAGACUCUGCUCACACUCCCAACAACUGUCCCCUCGUAGUUAAAAUAUAAACUCCCAACUACCCAUUGAAAUCAUGACUCAAUAUCACACCAAUUAUGAAAAUUAAAUCAAUUUAUUUAUGCAUUACAAAAAUGAUAAUAGUGGUGCUCAACUUACAUUUGAGAGAAAAGGUUUUUUUUUGUUUUUUGUUUUGUUUUGUUUUCUCCAUCUUUAUUAACUUGGGUAUUUCUUAUUUACAUUUCAAUUGUUAUUCCCUUUCCCGGUUUCCAGGCCAACAUCCCCCGAGUGACGUGUAGGUUGAUGUCUAUUUGCAGGUGAGGUCUGGCACAAGUUUGGUCAAGGCCAUGACUGGGCAGUAAAAAAAUAAGGCAGGGACAAAGUUUGUGUAAGGUGAGAGAGAAGGGAAAGUGGGAGAAUCAAGAUGGGGAUGAAGAAGUACAACCCAUAUCCCGAUGGUCUUAAAUGGCCCUAGGUAGUUAUGUAUAUUUCUUAAGGGAUAGAUUUCUAUAGGUCAAUUUAUCUUAUCUAGGUGAGCGGUUUAUACCUUAACUACCGGGGUGGGGGGUUUGUUGAGAGUGUGUGCAGAGUCUGUGUCUGGGAGCCACGAUAGGCCAGCCCAUGCUGGACUUCUAGAGCCCUAAUUUUACCGAGUAGCUGGAACCACAGAGUUCGUGACUAGCAGAGAGCCGCCAGGAGACAUACUAGCCAGAGAUAAAUUAUGGUUAGUUCCGUAUGGCCCUCCGGUGCUGGAACUAACACUAGGGACCACCUGCGUCUGAGAGUACUUGGGGGCAGCAUGGAACCACUGAGAUAAAAAUACCCCACAGUGCCAUGUGGCCCAAAGGUGCCGCACCAGCGCGGGAUAAAAGGUUACCCGUUUUUUAAUAUUUACUGCAACAGCUGGGUGUACCUUAAAUGUCGUCUGAGGAUUCCUGGUCCCCAGAUGAUUUAUUUAAGCUUCAUCUUAUACCCCAUCCUACCAUUCAGAGGGGCCUGUACUGUAACUUCUACAAACCUUCCGGUUUGCUUUCUCUCACUUUCUUGGCUGCUGUGGACCAUAACCGUUCUUUCUUUUGCAUAAAUCCCCACAAUACUCCAGACCAGGGUUUCUCCGAAUACUGCAACCCUUUAAUAUAGUUUGUCAUGUUGUGAUGAGCCCCCCAAAUAUAAAAUCCUUUCUGUUCCUACUUCAUAACUGUAAUUUUGCUACCAUUAUGAAUAGUAACGCAAAUAUCUGUGCAGGUUAUCUGAUAUAUGGCUCCUGUGAAAGGGUUCGCAACCCACAGGUUGAGAGCUGCUAUUCUAGACAGAGAACGUACAACUCUCUCAUUUCCAUAAAAAAAUGCACUCAUUUCAAGCAAGAAGCGUCUACAUUUUCUACUUCUCGUUGCCUCUGGGAAGCCUGAGUCCCUCAGAGGUUCUUCCACUAACCUUCAGGCUUUGCCAUCCAAGUUCCGCCUUUACUCUUUCCAUUUUUCAGUUUUUGACAUGAACAAGGAAAUACUUUCCUCUACCUUCCUCAGUGAACUCCUCCCCCCCAGUACUUGCAACCUAUGAGGAAACCAAGCUUCCAAUUUGUAUGAGAGCAAAACAUGGGCUCCUAGCUCUAAGUGGGAACUUCUUCAUCCAGACAGUAAUGAGUAGCCCCCCAUAAUGUUGACGUCAUGCAUUGGCUCACAUAGUUUAAACCAGGCUCUCUCGGUCCUUAAUCGAUUUUCUUCAGCAAUUAUAUUGUUUCACCUAAUACCCUCUCUUCUUUAAACACCAGCUGCGUGUCUGCCUACUUUGCCCUCUAGAUAAAAAUAGCCCCUUAGAGCUAUUACAGCCCAGCCGUAAUGGAUCAACAUAUGUUAUAAAAUGACUGCACUCUCCAAAUUCAUCCACUUUUCCAAAUUAUCAUCUGUGGAAUGCUAUUAUGGUAUUGGACAUAUCGUUGAUUUCUUUAUUUAGAGCAGAUACAUCUGGACUGUGGACAGAGCUCAGUGAUACAGCAGUUGUCUAGCAGGAGAGGGCCCGGGGUUCAAUCUGCGACACAGCAAAAUAAACAUUGAACAUUUAAAAGAAAGUAUGAGAUAUGUAUCUUCACUAACAUCAGAGAAUAAGUUAGAGGAUCAAAAUUAAUCCUUAGGAAAUCUGAUUCUAAGAAAAUAAUAACAAUGCCUUUUCCUCCCCACUGCUCUAGGCUCUAACAGAAUCUUACGUUGAUGCCCAUGCUUCCUCCUCUCUGAGGGCUCCCUAGCCUUUGCAGCUAGGAUGAUAAUUUUUCUUCCUCUGCAAUCUGUGGAUAUCCCAUGCAAAUGACAGGAAAGGAACAAGCCAGUGUGAAUAAACAUUCCAGUGCAUUAUAACGGACUGAGGUCUGUGAGAUAUUCCUUAACUUAGUGAACCUUCUGGUCUGGAUAACUUAGAGAUCUGACAGGUGUGAUAUCCACAAAAUGAAUGUAAUUCCCCCCAAAGCCCCGCCCCUUGCUGAACUCCUGGCUUCUGCUUAGUGUGUCUAUUGAGAUAUAAUACAGCUGCUACUUCUGGUUGUGUGACCUUUUAAAAGUGCAUGGUUAAACAAAAAGUACAUGGUGAUUAAACAGCCAAGAACACGAACCAUAGCCAUCUAUGCUUUCUCCUUUCUUUCUUCCCGUUCUGCAUUUAUGUAUGUGUGUGUGCAUGUUUGUUUGUGUACACAAGCAGAUACGUGUGUGUGUGUUUGUGUGUGUGUGUGUGUGUGUGUGUGUGUGUGCGUGUACGUGUGCGUGUGUGCGUGCAUGGAAGCUGGAGAUGAACUUUGGGGCAUUUUUCCUUUGACCAACUGUCCAUUUUUUAAAGUAUGUUUUUAUAAAAAUAUUUUUUUCUUUAGUUUAGAGACAGACGCUUUCACUGGGACCUAGAGUUUUCAGGAUUAGAUGCAGCUCAAUUGUCAGUGAAUUCUAGCUAUUCUCCUAUCUCUACCUCUCCAGCACUAGGACUGUAAGCAGACAGCACUCUCUCUGACCUGACUGCCCCUGUCUCUGUCUUUCUCUGCCUCUCUCUGUCUCUCUGUCUGUCUUUCUCUGGUUUCUUUCUAUCUCAGCUCUCCCUCCCUUCUUCCUUCCUUUCUUUCCUUCCUUCCUUCCUUUCUUUCUUUCUUUCUUUCUUUCUUUCUUUUUCCCUUUCUUUCUUUCUUCCUUUCUUUCAGCAGCAUCUUAUUAAGUAGCCCAGGCUAACUCUGACAUCCUGACUCUCCCAUUUCUGAUAUCUCCCAAGCACUGAUAUCUGAGUCUUAUGCAGCCAGAACCAAGCCCAAUUCAUUUCUUUCUAGAACUUAGACAGCCUUAUACAGAAUAAGACUUCAGGAUAUAUAGAUUAGACCAUAACAGAUUGUUUUAAAAGGGGAUAAGAUAGGAAAUGAAAGAGGAUAAUCCAUGGAGUAGAUUCAAACAGAUCAGGAAUAACCAGAUCUCUGUGGUUCAGGUAUUAAGGAAGAGGCAUCCCACAGGGAACUCUUGGACAACUUCCUCUACCACUAAUUCCAUGGACAAAAACUGUCGAGACUCCUGUGUGAGAAACCAGCUCCCAUUCUUUUCAUCCCAACAAUCUUUCCUGCUUUUCUACUUAACAGAAAGGUUACGUGUAAGAAACAUUACAUUGCUUAACAGUUACAGUAAAUAGAUAGAUAAAUUACAUAGUUGAUCUUCUUCUAUAAAAGGAAUUCCCUAAAAGUAGAAAGGAGCACAGACAAUAAUGUAAAUACACAGAGACAACAACUGAGUUCACAGGUUUGCAGCACCACCUAUUGGAUUAAUAUCUGGGAGGUGGGACUGAAAGGACAACUUGCCUUGGUGGUUAAGAGCACUGGCUUGUUGGUUAAGAAGACCUGGGUUCGGGGUUGGGGAUUUAGCUCAGUGGUUAGAGCGCUUGCCUAGCAAGCGCAAGGCCCUGGGUUCAGUCCCCAGCCCCUGAAAAAAAGAAAAAAGAAAAAAAAAAAAAGAAGACCUGGGUUCAAUUCCCAGGCCUCACAUAUCCACUAAAAACCUCUUCUAGCCUCUGCGGGCACUGCAUGUUUGUGGAGCACAAAGACACCUGCAGGUAAAAACACCCACACACAUAAAGAUCUGGGAGCUGUUUGCCCUGCUGGAAUUCACAAAGUGUGGUCUGGGCCAGCAAAGGAAUUGGAUUUGAGUUGGGUCUCUUAGUCACUUCAGUCUUCCAUGGGGCAGAGUCUGAGAAAAUAGUCCCAAGGUGUGGUGGCUUGAAUGAGAAAUGUCCCUCAUGGAUUCAUGUACUCUCACAUUUGAACUUCAGUCGGUGGUGCCACUUGGAGAGAUUAUAAAAUGUUUAGGGGGUGAAGGCUUGGUGGAAGAAAUUCAUCACAAAAUGCUGGGCUCGAAGUUCAUAGCCUCAUUCACUUCUGGUUCUCACUCUCUUUCCGUAUAUGGAUGGAAACAUGAUUCACAGCCAGCUUUUUGCUUUUGUCUCCACCCUGUGCCUUCCAGACUUCGAGAACUAUAUCCCUCUGGAACCAUAAGGUAAAAUAAGCCAUUGGUUCUUUAAGUUGUUCUUGGUCAUGGUAUUUUAUCACAGCAACAGAAAAAUAUCUAAUAUUAUCUUAGUGUUUCCAUUGCUGUGAAGAAAUAGCAUAACCAAGGCUACUAUUAUAAAGGCUGAUAUUUAAUUGGGGACAGCUUAAAGUUUCAGAGUUUUAAACUACUAUCAUCAUGGCAUCAUCAUGGGAAGCAUGGCACCCUGCAGAGAGACAUGUUGCUAGAAGAGUCAAGAGGCCUACAUCUUGAUCUGAAGGCAACCAGAAGGAGAUUGCCUUCCAUAGGUAGCCCAGAGGAGGGUCUUUCAUACUGGCCAGACUCAACCAUGUGUGUGUGUGUGUGUGUGUGUGUGUGUGUGUGUGUAUCACAUAUAUAUAAUAUAUUACAUAUAUAUUAUAUAUAUUAUAUAUAUAUAUGAACUCAAAGCCCCACCUCCACAGUGACACACUUUCUCUAACAAAGCUAUACUUCCUAAUAGUGCCACUUUAUGUGGGCUAAACAUAUUCAAACCACCACAAAUAUAUAAAUAUAUAAGGGUAAUUCUCAACCUUAUCAUUAUUUCUUUGAUUUAAACUUUGAAAAGAUGUGUGUGUGUGUGUGUGUGUGUAUGUGAGAGAGAGAGAGAGAGACAGAGAGAGACAGAGAGACAAAGACAGACAGAGACAGAGACAAAGAGAGACAAAGACAGAGACAGAGAGAGACAAGACAGAGGGGGGGCCAUGCUGGCCAUUAAUUUGCAUCAAUUUUCUUGUUCCUGGGUCUAAAAUGCGCAGAUAUACAGGCGUAUACCAUUAUACUCAGCAUUUUCCCCAUGCCUUGUCGAAGACUCAGUGGUUGAAAGUACUUGCUCUUGCAGAAGACCCAGGUUCAACUCCAAGAACCCACAUAGUGGCUCACACCUAACCCCAGUUACAAGGGAUCCAAUGACUUCUUCUGACCUCUGUUCACAGCAGACAACAACAUGGUGCACAGACAUACAUUCAUGCAAAACACUUGCACAUAUAAAAUAAAUCUAAACAAUUCAAGAACUUAGACACGGGAUAAAGAAAAUUUAAUGAAUUUGUAUAGUUCUUUUACCCCUAAAAUUGAGCUGGAAAUAUCUGCAUAAAUUAAAACUAUUUCAUCAUCAAAAAAUUUAAAAGCAUACUCUCUAGUUAUGUUUAUUGCAAUGACUUAGAAACUAUAUAAAGCAUUAAAUACAUUAUUGAACACAUCACUGAAUGCAUCACCAACACAUUCAUCCACAAAUAUCUUUCUCUGGAAUGCUUUGGAGAAAUUGCAGAUAUAGGGCAGAAAAGUAUGAUAUGAGGAUUUAUCAGCAUUUGUGAAUGAAAAAACUAUGUCCACUGGUGAAUUUGUCAAACAAAUUCAACAAACAAACAGAAGAUAGCGUACCAUGAGUACCAGUCAGAAUAAUAAGUGUUUUAAAAUAUAACCUGUACAAUUUUUAAAAGCAAAAUUCAUUAUCUUUUGAGGAUUAGAGGAAGCCCAUGGGUUAUGGGAAAACCAUUUUAUAGGGAGAGAUUCAAGCACAGUUCUAGCCUUUCCUCUACAUUUUGUGCUAAGUGCAUAGCCAAACAAUUGAUGGAAACAUUUCCUCUCUUCAAAUAAUCAGAUUAUAAGUGAAAAGAAAGAGAGUAAAAAUAUCACCAUUUUAUGGUUCUCUGAUUAAUAGACCUAAACACAGACCAUGAGCAAAGCCUGAUAUCAUCACCAAUAGAAGAUGGUAACUCCACUUACAUAGUAACAUAAAAAAAUAAAGAAUAGCAUUUUAAUUUAAUUUAGUCUUUAAAUCUAACUUCCGGUGUAGGUGUGUGUGAGCCAUAUUGGUAGAUAUGGGGAAAUGGAAGUGAACCCGAAUGCUAAAGAGUCAAAGAUGUGCUGAUGAUCACAGAGGAUUAUGAAUCCUACAUAGACCAUAAUUGAGGCAAACAGUUGGAAAAGGGUGCUAAGAGCAUAUGAAGAUCUCAAAACUCGUCAAAUACUCAAUGCUCUUAAAGGCAUGUUUCAAUUUUUGUGUAUGGAGGUGAGAUUGUGUUUCUGUGAAGAAACUGUCUUGCCAUUCACACCAUGGCCUAUUUGUGGGCACAACAACACCUGAAAUUUUAUCUUACAUAAUCUAGAAACAAUGAUGGUAAGUGCAUAAAUGUAACAAAAGUAUCAAUAGUGGAUGAACUGUGAAGCUGAGUGACUAUAACAGGAGUUAUUACAUCAUGCUCUCCUGUAGAUGGCUGGAAAAAAAAUCAAAUCACUUUGGGAAGAUCACUCAGAAAGGUAUGAAUGUAAUCAUAGCAACGUUUUAGGUCCACAGAGAAGAAGUUGAGUUCUCAAUAGGGUGGGCAUGAUUCUCUUGCUGACUUUAAAAAUGUGUUAGCUCAUAAUCUUUGGUCACUGUUAAAAGAAAUGUUCUCACUCAUGGAAUAUCUGUACCUUGCUUAAUAAAGAAUGGUAUGUUAUGAUUGGAUAGCCAUGACUGUUGGAAUGGAUGUGAUACUUUCUUGGCUACCAAAAUGAAAUAAAUGCAACUUUUAUUAAGUUUUUGGUUAGCAUAAA